This is a messenger RNA of Cydia strobilella, 607 nucleotides long. RefSeq lists its product as uncharacterized. The record is from RefSeq and is a predicted model, not a curated record. The transcript has 3 exons. Lineage: Eukaryota; Metazoa; Arthropoda; Insecta; Lepidoptera; Tortricidae. Bases 10 to 588 code for a protein of 192 amino acids.
GAGACCAAAAUGUUGAAGGCUGCGUGUAUACUACUAUUUAUCGGCCUCGCCGCCUCCGAAUCCUCAAUCUCCUCCGUCAUCUCUCGUCUCCUCGACCAAGCCAAGCGUUCUAAGAGCCGAAGCCCCCUGAUCCUGGUCGUCAACAGCCGAGCGCUGCAAGAGUCUUCAAGUGUGGAAGCCCCAGUGGAACCUACGUUCAGGCAGAGUGGGGAGAGCAAUGGAAUCUCCUUGAUGACUAUAUUGACACAGAUAAUUAUUUCUCCACAGCUCCAUAAAGCGCGCCAAAAGCCCACUGUCUACCGCUCCCGCCCCCGCUACGAACUCGCCCGAAAACCUCAAAAACGACAGCCAGUCUACAAAUCCCUCCUCAGCCUUCGGAACAGCCUGCGCUGCGGCGCCCAAGACGAAUGCAAGGACGAGUGCUCCGAACUUCCGAAACCUAGAGAACAGAAGAAGUGCGACAAGAAAUGUGAGCAGAAAUACGAAUGUGACGAAGAGCCUCGAUGCGACGAAGACGAUUGUGAUGGGGAUUCUAGCACCAAAGGACCGCCACCGGAUGAUGAUGAACCUAAAUGUGUCAGAUGUUAAUUUGGUUAUUUCUGAAUUU